Cannabis sativa is the source of this 380-nucleotide messenger RNA. RefSeq lists its product as uncharacterized. The record is from RefSeq and is a predicted model, not a curated record. The transcript has 2 exons. The coding region runs from base 13 to 351 and encodes 112 amino acids. Lineage: Eukaryota; Viridiplantae; Streptophyta; Magnoliopsida; Rosales; Cannabaceae.
GCUUACACAGAAAUGGAGUUUGAAUUCCAUAUGAGGGAGCUAGACAACUUGGAUAAGCGCAUAAGACCGUACCUGGAGAAAAUUGGCCAUGAAAAAUGGUCAAGGUAUCAUUCAGAAAACAACAGGUACUCUACCAUGACAUCAAACAUAGCUGAGGCACUGAACUCAGCAAAUUUAGCAGCAAGGGAAACACCAGUGACAACAUUAAUGGAGUGCUUGAGGGCACAAAUGCAAGAGUGGACAUACAAUAAUAGAAAGGAGGCACAAAAAUGCACAACAAGGCUGACACCAUCAUCUGAGAAAAAACUCAUAGGGAACUAUGUACAGUCAUUGCGACUAACAGUAAGUUAAGAUUAUCGUUCGCAUAAAGUAAAAUGAAA